AGGAAGCUGCAGACUUUCUCUCCAACGGACAAAUAUCCUGUUUGUGACUUUACCGCGCCUUUUUUAUUAAUUAAAGUACCAAUUUGAAAACAUCUCAGAGACUCCAUUUAGUCUCCUUUUUAAGCUUCUCUUUCCUGGACGCGAGAAUAACCAUCACAGUUAACAGUAGGAGCUUAGAAUUAUUUGGAAGAAAGUGGCAACUAAGGGUGUAUUUAAUGUAGCCAGGCCAACUUUGCUGCGUGCAAGUUACGUGUGCUAAAUUAAAUAUAAAAACAAUUAUAAUUCGUUUUCUCUUCGGGCUAUGCCAGUUAGAAGGACACAGAUAAGCUUUAGCUAACGUUAGACUGUUAAUUUCCCCUGCAUUUACUCCUCAGAUAUGAGUAUUCAAAAAUAUUUUAAGAGAAUACGGCGUGAGGAGGAGAGACGAGAAGAGGAGGAGAGACCACAGAUUGCAAGCACUGGCUCAAAAUGCCACAGUUCAAUAAUUGGCUCUACCUCACCCAGCAUGGAAUGUUUUGCCGAAUGUGCAGGCAACACAAGCCUCCAGUAAAGAAAGGCCCCUUAAAACGGGCUUUCAUAGAAGUUGGGAUUCUUGUUUUCCGCAAGGAUUAUAUUGAGCGCCACAUCUCCUCAGAGCCUCAUCAAUAUAGUGUAAAGCAUCAGGUCUCACUUGCAUCAGGCUACUCAGUGAUGCAGGCUUUUGAGCCCACAGUUAUUAUGGAGCAUGAGGCCGUCAUAGGUGGAUUCAAAUGCCUUUACUGGCUAGUAAAGAACGAGAUGGCUCACCACACCAACUACCCUAAGCUGUUAAGUUUAGCUCAGCUUUUGGGUUGUGAUUACUUUGAAAAGCUGAAGGUGGAUCAAAGAAACAAUUACCAAUCACACAGAAUAGUGGAUGAAAUGCUGGAGAUCCUUGCACAGAUAGUAGAGUUGCCUAUUUUGCAAGAGAUAAGGUCAUCUCAAGCAAUCAGCCUAGAGGUUGAUGAAACGACAGAUGUAUCUAUAAGCCGCCAGCUGGAUUUACAUGUUAGACACCUGGAUAAAGAGGGUUGUGUUUUCAACCACUUCCUUGACCUGGUAACUCUGGAAGAUGGGAAAGCUGACAGCGUGGUGGCUGCCAUCAAGAGUGUACUACAGAAGAAGGAGCUCCCGGUAGACAGGCUCUAUGGACUCGGGACAGACGGUGCAGCGGUGAUGACGGGCCGUCUGAAUGGAGUGGCAAAGCAGCUCACAGACAGUUUUCCAAAGCUGGUUUCUGUAGUGUGUGCUGCUCAAAGACUAGCACUGGCAUGCAAAGAUGCCUCAAAUGCUGUCAGAUAUAUGGCAAACUUCAGGAACCACCUGCAGGAACUGCACCUAUUCUUCAGAAAUAGUGCAAAUAGGUCAGCCACACUGAGAUCUGCCGCUACCACUCUUGGUAUGAACGACUUGAAAGUUAAGGAGGUGAAAGAUACAAGGUGGCUAUCGCAGGACCUAGCCGUUCAAAACCUCCAGAGGAACCUUCCAGCUGUGCUGGCUGCUCUGGCAGAAGAAGCGAGCACAAGGAAGUGUUCAGUGGCCAAAGGUCUAUACACCUUCUGUGCCACAUACCGCUUUGUGGCUGCCCUCUACCUUCAGGCAGAUGUGCUGCCCCACAUAGCAAUGCUGUCUAAGGUGUUUCAGAGAGCUGAUGUGAAUUUUCUCCACAUAAAGGAGCAGGUGCCAGUCACACUUGUUACUCUGGGGAGCAUUCUGAGCAGGCGAGACCCCACUCCCCGGAACGUUCCUUGCUCGCCUACACCAAGACCUGGAAAACCCAGGUGGACUUGGGGCCUUUAGCAUUGCCGGAGAGGAGGAGAGGAUCAGGAGGGGACACGGAAUUCUGGAGCGCCCCCGAGAAAAGAUGUGGGCCAGAUUUGUCAGAGAUGUCCUCAAACCUUACAUCUGCAGCCUGGAGAGCAACAUUGAGAGGAGGUUCCAGCAUAUUGAAUUGCUGGGGGCCUUCAGUGUCCUGGGUCCAAAGGCAGUUAACUCAAAUGAUGUAACCAACAUUUCAAUGUUGCAGACCCUUACCAACAAAUUCAUCCCAGGGCAGGAUGCCACAGUUAUUCAAGAGUGGACCUCGUACAAGCAGCAUGUUCUCGUAGGGGCAUUUAAGGUUGGUAAAUUACCUGAAUUAAUAUGAACUCUCAUCUGUCUUGACGGUUAGAAUUGCUUGUUUUUGACAUCUGUAAAUGUUUAAAUUAUACUAUAUGCUCAUUUGCCCUGCCUUGGCUAAUCUCUGAAGGACAAGACACAAGCUGAGAUCAUGCAGCUCCUGGCCAGUGAGAAGGACGAAUGGGCAGAAAUAUACCCAAACCUCUGCCUUCUAUCUUCAGUGGGGCUGGUCAUCCCUGUCUCCAGUGUAAACUGCGAGAGGGAUUUCUCAACGAUGAACAGGGUUAAGUGUUUUGCAUGUCAUUUCUGUAUAGUUCAUUUAAAACAAACUGUCUGUUUUAUAGGUGAAAACUGACCUGAGAAACCGACUGAAAGGGGAGCACCUGGCUGCAUGUCUGCGGAUAGCAGUUAAUGGACCAGCACCAGAGGCGUUCCCAUACUCCCAGGCAUUGGAGCUGUUCUUCAUGAAACCCAGAAGGAUGAAGUGCUCUGACAAACAGUGCCAUC
Gymnodraco acuticeps is the source of this 2643-nucleotide messenger RNA. RefSeq lists its product as uncharacterized. The record is from RefSeq and is a predicted model, not a curated record. The coding region runs from base 469 to 1818 and encodes 449 amino acids. The transcript has 10 exons. Lineage: Eukaryota; Metazoa; Chordata; Actinopteri; Perciformes; Bathydraconidae.